UAAAUUAUUAUAUAUAGGGCCAAAAUUAAAAGUUGAAAUAGAAGAUGGUCUCAAAGCGCCCUAUAUAAAGCCUAUAGUUUCUUAAAAGCCAAGAAAUGUCAAGGUUUUAUUUGUGAGAAGAAUGUUGUGUGAACUGAGUGAAGGAUCGUUUGUUCAAACCUGGUUUCGAUUAUCCUGUCUCGAAACCCUGUUUUUAUUCAUCACAUCAGCUCCUGUAUUCUACUACUAUUAUGCCAGAUCCAAUGUUACAUACGAGAAAUGGAUUUACAAAUCUAAUCCAAAAUUUCCGUCACCACAAAAGGUGAGGGAUGAGAUAGUUCAGAUGAUCAAGGGAAUGCUUUGUGCCACAGUCUGCCCGGCACUCUCCUUAACCCUCGCUCAGUAUGGUGUGGGAAAUGCAUUUUGUGGUUGGGGAGAUAGGCCAGUUUCCUACCAUAUUGGAGUGAUGUUGUUCAGCUGGAUCCUUUCGGAUUUCUUUGAAUUCUUUUAUCAUAGAUUGGGACACGUGGAUCUGAAAUUCUGGACCCACCAUAAGCAUCAUCAUGUUUUCCAUAAUCCGUCUCCCUUCAGUGUUAUUGCCGAUGAACCCAUAGAUCAGUUUUUCCGAUCUUCUCCUCUUCUUGUUCUUCCUCUUCUUAUCCCGAUCAACAUGGAUCUUCUCUUUCUUCAGUUCGGUCUCUUCUUCUAUACGUAUGGAGUUUAUCUACACUCUGGUUAUGAGCACAGCUUCAUAUCUCCUCACAAUAAGAUCAUUAAUACUAGCUUUCAACAUUAUGCUCAUCAUGCCAGGAGUUCAAUGAAUACCCCCUACCAUUGCGGAUUCUUUCUAAAGAUCUGGGAUCAGCUGUUUAGCUCCUGCUACCCGGAGGAUAAAGAAUGUUUCUGUGCUGAGUGUGGAAGGGGUCGUGGGGAGAGGACGAUUGAUGAAUUUAACAAGAUAGAUGUCCCAGACUAUUCGGUUCUCCUCAGGCCUUCCUAUUGGAUGACUUGGAAGACAUUCAAGAUCGAGGCCAGGGAUUGAAAAUGAUGAAGCAAAAAAUGUAAAUUUUCAAGUUGGUUUAAAAUAUCUAGAAUAAAAAUAUUUUGAAUUA
Molecule: messenger RNA, 1091 nt
Organism: Eurytemora carolleeae
Lineage: Eukaryota; Metazoa; Arthropoda; Copepoda; Calanoida; Temoridae
Product: delta(7)-sterol 5(6)-desaturase erg32
Exons: 14
Coding region: 122-1021 (299 amino acids)
Biological process (GO): lipid biosynthetic process
Molecular function (GO): iron ion binding; oxidoreductase activity
Source: RefSeq, a predicted model, not a curated record